AUCACAUUCCUCAAUGAAAGUGAAAGUUAGUCUGAGAGACUGCAGAGCUGCAGUCGAGUCGAGUCUCUCUGUUUCUCUCUGUUUGAAAAUUCAACUGAAUCAACAGGUUUUCCUCAACAAAACAUCAGAAUCUCUGACAAACACCGUAGAAUCCCUUCCGUGCUGCUGUUAGAACUCAACUGAUGAUGUGAAUCAGCCUUCAGGCUCCGUUGUUGGGACUUCAGUCUGCAGCUGCAGAAACAACUUCCAACUGCCUGAAAUGUACUGAAACCAAACAGCAUUAUCGUUCGGACACCACAGAAAUUGGCGACCACGAAGGGACCGUGUUGUGCCUGAAUUCAUCGUUCCAUCACAGGCUCCAUCGAGCUGACUCGCGCUCCAGACGCUGGCGUAUAGGUUCAGACUGAGCGAUGGACUCUGAAGCCAGCGGGACGAUUGAGGUGGCGGCGCUCUGCCGGCCUUUCAGCCUCGGGAUGUUGUACGACUGCCGCAAAGACUCACUCAUCCCUGGCAUUACGCUGUGGGACCGCAAUGACCUGGAAAAAGAUAAAGGAGAAAGACCAAAACCGAACACUGACUUUGACAUUGUUGCAUCUGAAUCAAUUGAGGACAAAUCUUCAGCACUAAACGUUGAAGCUUCCCUGAAGGCAAGUUUCUUGAGUGGACUGGUUGAGGUUGAUGGAUCGGCCAAAUACCUGAACGACAGUAAGAUUUCCAAAAAUCAGGCCAGAGUAACUCUGAAGUACAAGGCUACCACAAAGUUCCAGGAACUGUCGAUGGAUCACCUUGGAAGAGACAAUGUGAAGCAUCCAUAUGUCUUUGAUAAAGGAUUAGCAACACAUGUAGUCACAGGUAUUCUUUAUGGGGCACAAGCCUUCUUUGUCUUUGACCGUGAGGUUUCUGAAGUGGAAGAUCAUCAAGACAUUGAGGGGAACUUGAAGGUGAUGAUCAACAAGAUUCCCAGUGUUGCUAUAGAGGGUGAAGGUUCCCUGAAACUGGAAGACAAGGACAGAGCAAAUGUUGAGAAAUUCUCCUGCAGAUUCUUUGGAGACUUUUCUCUUGAAAAAACUCCUGUGUCCUUUCAGGAUGCAGUAGAAGUCUACCAAAGCCUGCCAAGAUUACUGGGAGCCAACGGAGAAAAGGCUGUACCAAUGAAAGUCUGGCUGUUGCCACUGACAAGUUUAGAUUCUUCUGCUGCAAAACUGGUCCGUCAGAUAAGUUUAGGAUUAGUUCAGGAAUCACAGAGAGUCCUGGAGGACUUCAGUGAGCUGGAAAUGAGGUGCAAUGACACAAUGAGAACCACCACCGCACAGCAGUUCCCACAGAUUGGCAAAAAGAUUAAAACCUUUAAAGAGAUGUGCUCUGAGUUCAAGCUGGGAUUCCAACAAAACUUGGCAAAGAAACUUCCAUCAAUCCGAGGAGGAGGAGAAGAGGAGGCUGUGCUCGCAGAGAUCCUGAAGAAGAGACAUUCUUCUCCUUUCAACAGCAAAGACCUGAACGAGUGGAUGGACUGUAAAGAGAGAGAAGUCUACACCUUAAUGUCUUUAACCAACAUGAUGAAAAACACCAAGAUCGUCCCCUCUCAGAAUGUUCUUAGUAAAGAAACCCUCAGUGCAGACCAUGCUGUGUGUUUUGUUUUCACCUCCCUGGUAAGUGCUGAACCGUACCUCUCAGCUUUAUCUAACUACUUAAAACAAACACCCGAACCAGACGACCCUCAAGAUGUAGAGAAGGAACAUUGGUUCACCUCAAAAGAAAUAACAGAUGCAAUGAGGAAUAAAGCAACGCUCUUCAGUGACUUUGCAGAGGCCAACAAGGAGAACAAGAACAUAAAGUUCCUGACAGUGGGAUUAACAAAUGAGACACAGAAAGGUUCAAGCAUCUACCUUUAUGAAGUCGGCUUUUCUGUCAAUGAGAACUUUGAGCCGCCUUCAAAGCCUGAAACAGUAACAGCAAGUGACAUAAAGCACAACAGUGUGACACUGAAGAUUUCUGCGCCCAGAUUUGGAGCAGAGAACAUCACCUCCUACUCUGUAGAGUACUGUGUCAGAGGAGAGGAUGGAUGGCAACAAGAGACAGCAUCAAAAGCUGGAGAAGUCACAGUGAGCCAUCUGAGUCCUAACACAGAGUAUAUGUUCAGAUGCAGAGCAGUGACCUCAGCAGGUGUUGGGCCGGCCAAUGAAGUCAGUGGUUCCAUUAAAACCUUACCUUGCAGCCCUCCUGGAAAACCUCAAGUUGAACCAAACUCACGUGAGAUCUCAGUCAGCUGGAGAAACCUGCUGAGCUUGGACAAGAUGUCCAGAUUUUGAGCUACAUCGUGGAGUACGCCAAAACAGACAACAGGGUGAAAGAGGAAGAUCUCCAAUGGAAGCAAAUGAUGUCGAGAGCUGAAAAGGCGAUCAUUUCAGGGCUUCAGCCAGAGACAGAAUAUGUUGUCAGGGUCAGAUGUGACUGUGGUGCAGCUGGAAGAAGCAAGGAGAGCAUCUCUGUUAAUGUCUGCACAAUGAAAUUUAAACGGCUCACAGAACUCCUCAAAAGCAGAAGUGAAAGGAUAAAUUCUGAAUCACCUUCAGUUUACAAACUGCCUCUGAAAGAAGAAGAUACGGACAUUGAUGGAUGUAGAAGAUACAGUUUUGGCAAAGAAAGCACGAGGAAAAAUCGCACAAUAAUGUUUUUUGGAGUGUCCGGAUCUGGAAAGGCGACUCUGAUCAAUGGACUGAUCAACUACAUUGUUGGUGUCGAAUGGGAGGAUUCAUAUCGGUUUAAGUUAAUUGAUGAGGAUCAGUCGACGUCACAGGCUGAAAGUCAGACCUCUGAAGUCACUGUGUACAAAAUCAACCACCAGGAGGGUUUUAAAACAGAAUACUCUCUGACCAUUGUUGACACUCCAGAGUUUGGAGAUACAAGAGGCUUAAUAAGAGACAGACAGAUCACAGAACAGCUGUGUAAUCUCUUCUCUGCUGAGCUUGGUGUCAGUGAAAUUGACGCUGUGUGUUUUGUAGCUCAGGCUUCUUUACCUCGACUCACGCCAACACAGAAAUAUGUGUUUGACUCCAUACUCUCAAUCUUUGGCAAAGAUGUGGCAGAAAACAUCAGGGUUCUGGUGACAUUCGCAGACGGCCAGCGUCCACCAGUUCUAGAGGGAAUCAAUGCUUCAGGUGUCCCAUGUCCUAAAACAAGAGACGGGCUGCCAGUUCACUUCAAAUUCAAUAACUCAGCUUUGUUUGCAGACAACAAAUCAUCUGCAGCAGGCAGCAUGAGUGGGGAUGAUGAGGAUGAAGAUGGAGGCUUUGAUCAGAUGUUUUGGAACAUGGGGAUAAAAAGCAUGAAGAGGUUCUUUGCUGCUUUGAAUAUCAUAGAAACCAAAAGCUUGACGAUGAUGAAAGAGGUCCUCAGAGAAAGACAGCAGCUCGAGAAUUCAUUUAACAAAUUUGCUGAAAAACUUCAAACUUGGUUUAAACAAACCUGAGAAGAAUCAAGAGCCACGCCUGAAGAAAAACAAGGGCUUUUGGGAAGAGUUCAGAUCCUGAAAGUAGUGAGUGGAGUGAAAGAACUAGACGACGAUGAUAAUGAUGAUGAAGAUGAUGUUAAUAAUGAAGAAGAUAUUUAUAAAAAUUAUGAUGAUGUCAGCAUCUUGAAUAUGGUGACAUCAUGUUUAUUUCUAUUAGAGAAUGCACAAGAUGAAGAACUUGAUGUUAGUGGAAUCUUCUUGUUGAAGAAGAUAAUGAUGAAGAAGAUGAUUAUGUCAGCACCUUGAAGAUGGUGACAUCAUGUUUCUCUUUAUCAGAGAAAGUACAUGAUAAAGAACUUGAUGUUGGUGCAAUCCUCUUGUUGAAGAAGAAGAUGAUAAUGUUUGGAUUUAGGAGGAUUUAUUGACAGAAAUGCAAUAUAAGAUCCAUAACUAUGUUUUCAGUGGUGUAUAAAGACCUUACAUAAUAAACCGUUAUGUUUUUAUUACCUUAGAAUGAGACAUUUCUAUCUACAGACACCGCGGGUCCUCUUACAUGGACGCCGUCUUGUUUCUACAGUAGCCUGAACAGACAAACGACUCUACGGAGCGUGUUUCGUCACUUUGUUUAAUACAUACAAAGAAGAAGGAAGAAGAAGAAGUAAUAGUUGUAGUAGUAGUAAAGCGCUCAGAGAUAACUGUUGUGAUUUGGCGCUAUGUAAAUAAAAUUGAACUGAAAUUGUUAGAGCCGCUGGUAGCAGCCGUGUGUUUUGGUUACUGUCCAUGUGUUUUCCCAGUAUGCUAAGCAGGUUGUGCAAUCCCCGGCUGAGGAUUGGCUGGUUUCGGUGAGGAACCGGUAGUAUGUAUAUUGUUCGCUGGUUGCAGCAGCUUCACUUCUGUGGCCUGUUUGUGUUUGUUACUGUUAUUACUGAGAGUCAGUAUUUAUUUUGUUGAGAGUAGUCUUUGUGUUAGCUGUUUAGCUAAAGACUCUGUUGCAGCAGUUUAUUUCACUACUGAGAGUCAGUAAGUGUUUAUUUUUGUUAAGAGACACCCUUGAGUUAGUUUGUGUUUAACCGUGUGUCUGCAGAGUUGGGCUAGGUUUUAGAGUAAGUACUUUUUGAGUUAGUAAUCCCUGUUUUGGAGGGAUCUCUUUUUGUUAUCUUGAGUUUAUGUUAUCACAGCACCCACUUGCCCAACUUUAGUUUGUUAAAACCUUAAACUUUUCCACCAUACCAAGUGCAUCUGGUUUAUGCAUACAUCCCCUUUCCCCUAGUGAGCUGGGACGUAACAAAAUUGAAUAGUAGUGGUAGUAGUAGUAUUAUUUGGACAAAUGGAACACCGCAUGUAUUAUUUAGCACACGAGCCGACAGAGCUUGUCACCACUGUAGCUCCUCCUUUGAGCUUACAAAGGGAGGGGUGAGCGGUGACUGAGCCGUUGGUUGCAAUUCACAACCCUCACCACUAGAUGCCACUAAAACUUACACAGUGAACCUUUCUGCCCUGCUGGGGAAAUGUUUCACUCCUCUCCAGCUACCAGUCCACACUCCGUACUGACUUCAUACUGGACUUCAAACAGCAUCCCUCCAGUUCCCAAGCUAAGGGACCCCACGGACCCCAAAAGCUGAGUACAUGGCUAACACAGGAGUGGAACUUCUCCAGCUUCCAUAGUGAUCAGGAAGAUUUUUGUGACACAGAUAAAAAAGAACCAAACAGGACAGAGAGUGAUGUACUGAGACAGAGUCUCCAUACUGAGACACCGACACUUCAGUUAUUCUAACCAACAAAAGUAGAAAUGUGUUCGACAUAAAGAGAGAAGCUGCUAACUCGUUUGUACAAACAUAUUCCAGCAGGAGUUAUCUGCAGAAAAUCUCAGAUUUUCCGUGUGUGCUGAUAAAUGUUUGAGUGUGCUGGAAGCAUUAACUGGACAACUUCCUGCCACCAUUAACACCAGUGUCACAGUUUAAACCUGCAGCUUUAUUAACUCAGCAAACCUGAACACUGAGAAUUAAAUAGUAUUCAUAUUUUAUCUAUUUUUUCAAUCUAAAAAUAACUGCUCAUAAAAAGCAUUUAGAUAUAUAGAUUUACAUUGUUCAGUACAGCUUUGUAAACAGGAAUAUCAGCUUCUUGCUCAGAUUUAAAGUUUUACUGGGAUGGUUGAUUUGACCUUUCUGCAUUCUGAUAUGUAUCAUUUACUUUGUGUACUUAUAUUCAUCUUACUGUCCACUAUGUGUACCAGUGUUUCAGCUAUAAUGAACAUCUGUGAGAUAGUUUUAUCUUCUGCCUACUGUUCCUGUGAGAACUAUCAUAGUAUUAAGGUAUCAAGGCUGAGAACAGCUUUCUCGUAGACUCCACAGUUAUCUCCUGCAUUAAAUCCCUGAGUUAUCCUUUCCUCUGGACCAGAGUAUGUGUAUAAAUAAAUAAAUGUUAUUAUUCGAA
Micropterus salmoides (largemouth bass) is the source of this 5884-nucleotide messenger RNA. RefSeq names its product cytolytic toxin-alpha-like. The transcript is spliced from 5 exons. Gene Ontology annotation, molecular function: protein binding. Bases 411 to 2309 code for a protein of 632 amino acids. The record is from RefSeq and is a predicted model, not a curated record. NCBI's taxonomy places the organism in Eukaryota, Metazoa, Chordata, Actinopteri, Centrarchiformes, Centrarchidae.